GGAUCGCAUGGCAACAUGCAAUUACUUUUUUUGCAGAGAUAAGCAUACCACAUACUGAUUUAGCUGGGCUAGCUGAUGUGCUGUUUGCAUACAUGUAACAUGGGUGAUUGGCAUCCAAUCAUGCCAGCAGCAUCAGCAGCCCUGCUAGUUUUCAUAGUAUGCAUCCCCCUUCCAGCAAUGGCAGCAGCGGCCGGAGUCUCAUCCGACCGCUCCAUGUCUUUGCCAGGCUGCCCCGACAAGUGUGGCGACGUGCUCAUCCCGUACCCCUUCGGCAUUGGGGAAGACUGCGCCGCAGCCAGCCAGAACAGCUACUUCAACCUCAUCUGCAACAGCACGAUUGAUCCACCACGGCCAAUGGCUGGUCCUCCAGAAGCAGUAGCUGAGGUCGCUGACAUCUCACUGGAGCAUGGCGAGAUGCGUGUGCUCAGCCCUGUCAGCCACAUCUGCUUCAAGUCAAACACCACAUUCACCAAGUUCACCGGAGGGUACCGGCUGCAGGACUCGCCCUUCCUACCCUCUCCAUCGCGCAACCACUUCACAGUCAUUGGCUGUAACACCAUGGGGCUCAUCGGCGGUCAGAAGGGCACCGCGAACCAGUACGUAGCUGGCUGCUACUCCUACUGUGAUGGUGUCAACAAUACGUCGGAUGGCGCACCAUGUGCUGGGAUGGGCUGCUGUGAGUCUGCCAUCCCAGCCAACCUCACCACCUUCGAGAUCAUCUUUGCAACGAACCAGAGCCAGGUAUGGGGCUUCAACCCAUGCUUCUACGCCAUGAUAGCCGAGGUUGGGUGGUACAAUUUCAGGCAGCAGGACCUCGUCGGCAACCUUGGGUUUAUCAAAGAUCGAGCCGGGAGGGGUGCUCCAUCCAUCGCUGACUGGGCCAUUAGGAAUGGCUCGUGUCCAGAGGAGGGGAAAAACGCACCUAAUGACUAUGCCUGCAUCAGUGCAAACAGUUACUGCAUGGCCACGAACAAUGGUCCAGGGUACCUAUGCCAGUGCUCCAAAGGAUAUGAGGGCAAUCCUUAUCUUCUGAACGGCUGUCAAGACACAGAUGAGUGUGCGUUGCGUAAGCAGGACCAUAAGUAUGAAGAUUUGUAUCCAUGCAGAAAAGGGAUCUGCCACAACACACCGGGGAGCUACCUAUGCAAAUGCAAGACAGGAAAAAGAUCUGAUGGUACAAAUUUUGGAUGCCAAUCUCUGCAUUCUCCAGCUCAAAUAUUGGUUAUCGGCCUAAGUGUUUGUGUUUCUGCAACUGUGGCGAUGGCGUUAACAUGCAUGUUGCUCAUGCAAUUUCAACGUAAAAAGCACAAGAGGGAGAAAGAUGAGUACUUCAAACAAAAUGGAGGUCUCAAGUUAUAUGACGAGAUGAGAUCAAGGCAAGUUGACACAAUCCGCAUACUUACAGAGAAAGAGAUAAAGAGAGCCACUGACAACUACAAUGAAGAUCGAGUUAUUGGAUGCGGUGGUCAUGGUAUGGUCUACAGAGGAACUUUGGAUGAUGAAAAAGAGGUUGCCAUAAAGAAGUCCAAAGCAGUCAACGAUGAUUGCAGAGAAGAAUUUGUCAAUGAGAUUAUAAUUUUCUCACAAAUCAAUCACCGAAACAUUGUGAGGCUACUCGGCUGUUGUCUAGAUGUAAAUGUCCCAAUGUUGGUCUACGAGUUUGUCUCCCAUGGUACUCUAUCUGAGUUCCUUCACGGUGCUGAUCCUAGAUCGCCAAUCCCAUUUGAUCUUCGCCUGAAGAUUGCUACACAGUCAGCAGAAGCUCUAGCUUACUUACAUUCGUCGACAUCUCGCACAAUCCUACAUGGGGAUGUCAAGUCUGCCAACAUUCUCUUGGAUGAUCAGCUCAACGCAAAGGUUGCUGAUUUCGGAGCAUCAGCACUUAAGUCCAUGGAUGAAAGUGAGUUCAUCAUGUUUGUUCAUGGAACCCUUGGCUACCUUGAUCCUGAGAGCUUUACCAGUCGCCGCCUCACCGACAAAAGUGACGUAUACAGUUUUGGGGUGGUUCUUCUGGAGCUGAUGACACGAAAGAGGGCUAUAUAUACUGACAGCUUCAAUGAAAAGGAAUCAUUGUCAUAUACUUUUCCUUUGAUGUUUCAUCAGAAGACGCAUCACGUUAUGCUGGACUCUGAAAUUACAGAUGAUGCAGGCAUGGUGGUCCUUGAGAACAUGACUGAACUUGCAGUUCACUGCCUUAGCCAGAGGGGAAAUGACAGGCCAACAAUGAAGGAAGUUGCAGAGAGACUAGAGAUGAUGAGGAGACUCCAUUUGCACGCAACCAAUGGUCAUGAUGACAACCACUUUGCACGAAACUACAGAGGAUCCUCUUCAGUUGUUGUCCCUUUCGACGAGACAGCACAUGGGACCAUCGAUAUGUCCGAACUAGUUGAAGAUCUUGAAAGAUGAUGUUUGUAUUUGAUGCAGAGUCAAUUCUUUUGUUUGGGAUAUGCAACUCUAAAUAUUUAACCCACCCACUGUUGUAAUAAGUUUGCCAGUUUCAAAUCUUAACAUUUGAUUUGACAUGCUGGAUAAACCGCCACAUACGCCAUUAUUAAUUUGUAACACUUAACCCCAUUGUAGUU
This is a messenger RNA of Triticum aestivum (bread wheat), 2582 nucleotides long. Its product is annotated as wall-associated receptor kinase 5. Lineage: Eukaryota; Viridiplantae; Streptophyta; Magnoliopsida; Poales; Poaceae. Gene Ontology annotation, biological process: protein phosphorylation; cell surface receptor signaling pathway. The record is from RefSeq and is a predicted model, not a curated record. Gene Ontology annotation, cellular component: plasma membrane. The transcript is spliced from 3 exons. Gene Ontology annotation, molecular function: ATP binding; protein serine/threonine kinase activity; calcium ion binding. Bases 76 to 2406 code for a protein of 776 amino acids.